AUGCCUGAGAAGGUGCACACUUACUUUGGUGACUCGUACAAUGAGUCCUCAAACCAGGCUGUCAAGGCUGUCAAGGCUGUUCCAGAACUGACGGUAGUUGAGGAUGAGGGCCGCAAGAAGAGGCGCAACAAGAAGCGGAAACGCGACGAGGCCACCGAGGAAGCCCAGGCACAGCGCGACAAUGUCCUAGUAGAGAAACCUGUCAAAGCUCCUUCGUCAGCCCCAGAGAAGGUUGUUACAGUACCUGUUGGGAACAAGGAACCCAAACACGAACCCUCGACCGACCAGACCUCCGCCCCGAAACCCAAGCCCAAGUCCUUCGCCGAUACCAAGACCAACUUUACCUCCCUCCGCGAAAAAGCCAAUGCCCUCUACGAACUCCGGAAGAAACUCCCCAUCUUUGGUCAUGCCGAUGAGAUCCGACAGAGGCUCCGCGACCGAGAUGUCAUGUUGUUGGUCGGUGAAACCGGUUCCGGAAAGAGUACCCAGAUCCCGCAGUUCCUGGUGAACGAAUUCUGGUGCCGACCGACGCCCGCGAAGGUCCUACAAGAGGAUGGGUCCGAGAAGUCCAUCACGGUCGGUGGAUGUAUUGCGAUCACACAGCCUCGUCGUGUUGCGGCGAUUUCGCUGGCACGUCGUGUGGCUGAGGAAAUGGGCACGCCGCUUGGAUCUUCUUCUCCUGCGAGCAAGGUUGGCUACUCGGUGCGAUUUGAUACAUCUACGUCGCCUAGUACGCGGGUUAAGUUUUUGACGGAGGGAAUGCUGCUGCAGGAGAUGUUGCAUGAUCCUUGGUUGACCAAGUACAGUGCAGUGGUGGUUGAUGAGGUACACGAGCGCGGUAUCAAUGUUGAUCUAGUCGCGGGUUUCCUGCGGAAUCUGGUAUCUGGGAAGCGGGAGGGCCGUGGUGGUGUACCACUCAAGGUGGUGGUUAUGAGUGCUACGGCUGAUAUGGAGAGUCUGAUGGGCUUCUUCCAGGAAGGAUUCCAAGAACAGGAGCAGGAGCAACAGCAGGGACAGAAGCAACUAUCAAACGGGACCGAGAACGGUGAGAACGGCGAGAACUCGGAGCAAAAUUCGAUGGCGAUCUCAGCUUGUCAUAUCAAGGGUCGACAGUUCCCUGUAAAGACAAUCUAUUCGCCCGAGCCCGUCCACGACUUCGUGGAUGCGGCUUUGAAGAUUAUCUUCCAGAUCCACUACAAGGAGCCCAUGCCCGGCGAUAUCCUAGUAUUCCUUACCGGUCAAGAGACCGUGGAAAACUUGGAGAACUUGGUCAACGAGUAUGCCAUCGGCAUGGACCCUUCAUUACCCAAGAUCCUGGUGCUCCCUCUCUUCGCAGCUCUUCCCCAAGCAGCCCAGCAGCGAGUCUUUGCCCCUGCUCCUCCGCGCACCCGCAAAGUCAUCCUGGCUACGAAUAUUGCCGAAACCUCCGUCACCGUGUCUGGCGUGAGGUAUGUGGUGGACUGCGGAAAGGCAAAGGUCAAGCAGUUCCGCACCCGCCUGGGAUUGGACUCGCUGCUGGUGAAGCCCAUUUCCAAGUCGGCUGCCAUCCAGCGAAAGGGUCGUGCUGGUCGUGAGGCCCCCGGCCAAUGCUUCCGGUUAUACACGGAGAAGGACUAUUUGGCUCUUGAUGAAACGAAUACCCCAGAGAUCCUGCGUUGCGACCUGACCCAGGCUCUGCUGAAUAUGAAGGCCCGCGGUGUAGAUGAUAUCGUGCGGUUCCCUUUCCUGACGCGACCACCUCGUGAGGCUCUUGAGAAGGCCCUUCUUCAGCUAUUGAACAUCGACGCGCUUCAAGAUGAUGGUAGCAUCAGUGACGUUGGUCUCCAUCUCGCGAAGCUCCCCCUCUCACCGACCCUUGGACGAGUACUAUUGGCAGCAUCAGAGAAUGGAUAUGACUGUUUACUGGACGUCAUUGAUAUUAUCUCCUGCCUGAGCGUCGAGAACAUCUUCCUCAACACCACCUCCGAGGAAAAGAAGGAAGCAGCCGAAACGGCCCGACGCGAUCUCUACCGGCGCGAGGGCGAUCACCUGACGAUGCUAUCCACCGUCCGAGCCUACGCCGGCGAAAACGUAGACCGCAAGGUGUGGGCUGAGCGACAUCUCGUCUCCCAUCGGGCGAUGCAAUCUGUGAUGGACGUCCGCAAACAACUCCGCUCCCAAUGCCGGUCAGCCAAAAUGCUACCGCGCGAAGAAACAACCGGUCACUACCCCGAUCCAUCGCCCGAUCUGAUCUUGCAAAGCUUCUUGAGUGGGUUCGCGACCAACACGGCCCGACUAGUCCCCGAUGGCAGUUAUCGGACCAUUGUUGGAAACCAGACGGUCGCGAUUCACCCGUCGAGUGUGCUGUUUGGAAAGAAGGUCGAGGCGAUUUUGUAUAAUGAGUUUGUGUUUACGAAUCGUAGUUAUGCGCGGGGGGUUAGUGCGGUGCAGAUGGAUUGGGUUGGUGAGGCUUUGGCUGGGAGGUAA
Penicillium subrubescens is the source of this 2466-nucleotide messenger RNA. Its product is annotated as putative ATP-dependent RNA helicase (Hrh1). Gene Ontology annotation, molecular function: RNA binding. The transcript is spliced from 2 exons. The record is from RefSeq and is a predicted model, not a curated record. The coding region runs from base 1 to 2466 and encodes 821 amino acids. Gene Ontology annotation, cellular component: catalytic step 2 spliceosome; intracellular anatomical structure. NCBI's taxonomy places the organism in Eukaryota, Fungi, Ascomycota, Eurotiomycetes, Eurotiales, Aspergillaceae.